CUAACUCCGCAUUCCGGAUUUUUCGAGGCAAAAGACGGUGUCCCCACUCUCGUAUAAAAACGACAUCACAAGCGUGACCCAAUUCGAAACAGAAACUCUUAGGUCUCCCUCACCAAACCAACUGCCUAACCCUUUUUGCUGGGUAAUAAUCGCACUCCCCUUUCGAUCUCUUUCCCGAUUGCCGCUGUUAUUGUUGUCGCUUUACCAUGGCUUGUGCUAGCUUCGCUAAGCUAAACGCCGCGUCUUCCACGUGGAUCGGUGGCCAUCAGUCUUUCCCUCAACGGUCCGGAUCGUCAACUCGACUCGUCACUCGCAGAAUCUCGCUCCCGAUCCGUGCUGGCGCUUACACCGACGAGCUCAUCCAAACCGCUAAAACUAUUGCAUCACCUGGCCGUGGAAUCCUGGCAAUUGAUGAAUCGAAUGCUACAUGUGGGAAGAGAUUAUCUUCUAUUGGCUUAGACAAUACGGAGCCCAACCGCCAGGCUUACAGACAGCUUCUGCUCACAACUCCUGGCCUUGGUGAAUAUAUUUCUGGUGCCAUUCUUUUUGAGGAAACACUUUACCAGUCAACGACAGAUGGGAAGAAGUUUGUAGAUAUCUUGCGUGACCAGAAAAUUAUGCCUGGCAUCAAAGUUGAUAAGGGUUUGGUUCCUCUUCCAGGAUCAAACAAUGAAUCUUGGUGCCAGGGCUUGGAUGGAUUGUCGUCAAGAUCUGCUGAAUACUACAAACAAGGUGCUCGGUUUGCCAAGUGGAGGACAGUUGUUAGCAUUCCUUGUGGUCCUUCUGCUCUGGCUGUUAAGGAAGCUGCAUGGGGACUUGCACGUUAUGCUGCCAUUUCUCAGGACAAUGGUCUUGUGCCAAUAGUGGAACCUGAGAUUCUUCUCGAUGGUGACCACCCUAUUGAGAGGACCCUUGAAGUAGCGGAGAAAGUCUGGGCAGAAGUCUUUUUCUACUUGGCUGAGAAUAAUGUUAUAUUUGAGGGCAUCUUACUCAAGCCCAGCAUGGUAACCCCAGGAGCUGAACACAAGGAGAAGGCUUCUCCAGAGACUAUUGCCAAAUAUACACUCACAAUGCUCAAAAGGAGAGUUCCACCAGCAGUUCCAGGAAUCAUGUUUUUGUCUGGAGGACAGUCUGAGGUAGAAGCCACAUUGAACUUGCAUGCAAUGAACCAGAGCCCCAAUCCCUGGCAUGUUUCUUUCUCGUACGCACGUGCAUUGCAGAACACUGUGCUUAAGACAUGGCAAGGGCGUCCUGAGAAUGUUGAAGACGCACAGAAGGCUCUUUUGGUGCGUGCAAAGGCAAACUCACUGGCUCAGCUUGGAAAAUACUCUGCCGAGGGUGAAAGUGAGGAAGCUAAGAAAGGAAUGUUUGUCACGGGCUAUACCUACUAAGCUAUAAGUUUGGACAAGGCAACGUCUUUUGCUGUUAACAAAAGUGUAAUUGCUGGUUUUCAAUUUUUUUUUUAGCUAUGGCUCUUUGUGUGAGGAUACUUGCUAUUAGAUACGUUUUAUAUUUUAUUUUUAUGCCUCCCGAAACUAGAGGUUAAAUAAAUACUGGUGGGACUAGAAAUUUUGGGACAGUAGUACCCAUAAAGAAUAAAUUGCAUUCCUAAAUUUUGAA
Messenger RNA from Durio zibethinus, 1620 nucleotides. It is a transcript of the gene PDE345, whose product is annotated as Aldolase superfamily protein. Gene Ontology annotation, biological process: glycolytic process. The record is from RefSeq and is a predicted model, not a curated record. Gene Ontology annotation, molecular function: fructose-bisphosphate aldolase activity. Lineage: Eukaryota; Viridiplantae; Streptophyta; Magnoliopsida; Malvales; Malvaceae.